This is a messenger RNA of Hylaeus volcanicus, 1396 nucleotides long. RefSeq names its product alkaline ceramidase (gene bwa). The transcript is spliced from 4 exons. Gene Ontology annotation, cellular component: membrane. The record is from RefSeq and is a predicted model, not a curated record. NCBI's taxonomy places the organism in Eukaryota, Metazoa, Arthropoda, Insecta, Hymenoptera, Colletidae. Gene Ontology annotation, molecular function: hydrolase activity, acting on carbon-nitrogen (but not peptide) bonds, in linear amides. Gene Ontology annotation, biological process: ceramide metabolic process. Bases 577 to 1386 code for a protein of 269 amino acids.
UCUUCGAAGCAUCAUCGUAAUUGGUGACUUUCUCCUCUCACGGCAAGAAUCAAUUGCACCUGAGUGUAAAAACAAAGACAAAAGGAAAAUAACAGAUUGAGACUUUGUUGUUUUUUACUUGCGACUUUCCCCUCACGCUAAACGAUUAUUUGUCAUUCUCUGUGGUGAAUGUAUUUAUAUUAUUGUACCGACAUUAUUUGUCCUUUGAUUCUAAUAAAAAUACAAAUAAAAUGUUGACAUGUCAUGCGAAUAAUAUAUUCUUUAAUUAUCUUUUGUGUAAUGUAUUAUAAUAAUUACACGAUACUUGUGGUGUGACUAAUAGAAAUCAUUAAUACGCGAAUGGUAUAUUUGAUCGAGAGUAUGUACUAUUAAUACAAAUGGUAUGUAGAACAUACAAAAGGUGCAAAGAUAUACUACGAAUGUUCCUUUGUUCUAACAUUCUUUGUGAGUUUUGAACGGUUCACCAACUAAUUUCUGCGUGAUCAAAUUUAUAAAAUUUCUCCAAGGACUGCAAAUUGAGGAGUUCUAAAUUUUUGUAUUUAUAAAAAUUAAGUGACAUAUUAGAUAUACUUCGACAUGUGGAAACCAUUUGAAGCUGGUAGUUCGCCUGUCGACUGGUGUGAACGUAAUUACAGCAUUUCUUCUAGUAUUGCAGAAUUUAUGAAUACGCUGAGCAAUGUGAUAUUUCUAUUACUUCCUCCUGUCCUUAUGCAUCUCUUCAGAGAUUAUGGACGAUUUGUAAAUCCUGGAAUUCAUAUCAUUUGGUUCUUGUUAAUGAUAGUAGGUCUUAGCAGUGCAUACUUUCAUGCUACCUUGUCUCUUAUAGGACAAUUAUUAGAUGAAUUAGCAAUUUUGUGGGUAUAUAUGGCUGGUUUCUGUAUGUUCUUUCCAAGAAGGUAUUUUCCAAAUAUUUUACAAAAUGACAGAAAACUUCUUUCUUUGUGCGCAAUGUUACCAACUCUUAUUGCAACUGGUUUGUCAUUUAUACAUCCUGCAAUAAAUGCAUUUGCAUUAAUGAGUCUUUGCAUACCAGCCUUUGGAUUUAUGAUAAUUGAAUUAAAAAGGACAAAGUCCAUGAGAGUUUAUAGAUUGGGUUUACGGUGUGGUGCUGUUUGGCUACUAGCUGUUGCUUGCUGGUUAAACGAUCGUUUAUUUUGUGAUACUUGGCUAAAUCUAAAUUUCCCUUAUCUACAUGCACUUUGGCAUUUGUUUAUUUUCAUUGCAAGUUACACAGCAGCUGUUCUCUUUGCAUAUUUUUCUGUAAAAGAUGAAAAACCACAACAAUCGCCCGUAUUAAAGUAUUGGCCAAAGGAUGAUUUUGAACUUGGAAUACCAUAUGUAACAAUCAGAAGUUACAUUAAACUCGACAUUAAUACAAAUAUAUAAUUAUCAAUAU